Messenger RNA from Monomorium pharaonis (pharaoh ant), 868 nucleotides. RefSeq lists its product as uncharacterized. The transcript is spliced from 3 exons. NCBI's taxonomy places the organism in Eukaryota, Metazoa, Arthropoda, Insecta, Hymenoptera, Formicidae. Bases 41 to 430 code for a protein of 129 amino acids. The record is from RefSeq and is a predicted model, not a curated record.
CCCCGCGCAAUUUUUUCAGCUUCAGAAGGGGGAAGGAUAGAUGAUGUAUAAAAAGCCACCGCUUCUUUACGCUUAUCGCACACUCCAUCGUCGAUUUCCUCGACAUCCGGUACACGCAGACAUGAAUCUGACCUUUGCGUUAUCCUGCAUGAUGGCAGUCAUGUGGUUGUUCUGUGGAAGAUGUAGAGCAGCUCCUGGAUUCACUGGAAUCCGUCGCAACUUAGGAAAUCGUCCACAUAUCCGCGGAUACGCCGUGGAAGGCCUCGUAAAGGACCUCGUGGAGGAUCUCGUCGGCGAAGACGAAGAUAAUUUGCGACUUAGCAAGCGUCAGCAAUUAGACGAUUACGGACACAUGAGAUUCGGCAAGCGGUCCAACGGCGACGACGAAGAGUACGGGCAUUCGCGAUUCGGCAGAAAUAUCGAAAAAUAGAACGCCAUUACGUCGGAUUUCUCUACAUCGUAGAUCGUAAUCGUUCACACUCGUGCUAGAUGUAGAUAGAAUAUAUUUUACAUUCCAGCUAAUUACGAUCUCGUGUCUCGUCAUUCUACCUCUUCUCCAGUUUCUUCAUCUCCGUUUUUACGCUACAAUUUUAUCCGCGCUCUCUAAAACGCUAGCGAUCUAAUUACCUCGAAUUAUUUUUGUAACAUUGCCGCUAUAUUUCCUUAGGAUACUACAACACAGUGACGCUUUUAUUUAGUGUGAAGAUAGAACUUUAUAAAUAAUCUUAAAAAUAAUUAAAUCGACAUUAUAACAAGAUCUGACAAAUUAUAUAUAAAUUAUUCAAUUUCUUUUAUGUGUUAAAAUAUAUUGAAAGUAAAACAUAAUGAAGUGCAGAAAUAAAAUCAGCUCCUACUCACAAAAAAAAAA